Chlorella variabilis is the source of this 297-nucleotide messenger RNA. RefSeq lists its product as hypothetical. Lineage: Eukaryota; Viridiplantae; Chlorophyta; Trebouxiophyceae; Chlorellales; Chlorellaceae. The record is from RefSeq and is a predicted model, not a curated record. The transcript has 3 exons. The annotation marks the transcript as partial.
GUGCGCAAGACGCUGAAUGAGGAGGGUUCGGGGCGCGUGCUGGUCAUUGAUGGUGGUAGCAGCAUGCGCUGUGCGCUCAUGGGCGACCGACUGAUUGAGCACGCCUGCUGGUCAGGCAUCGUGGUGAAUGGCUGCGUGCGGGACGCGAGCGAGAUCCGCAACUUCCUCAUCGGCAUCAUGGCAUUAGACUCCCACCCGCUGAAGCCCGGCAAGGCGGAUGUGGGGCAGCGAGAUGUGCCCGUCACCGUCGGGGGCUUCGUCAUCAACCCAGGAGACUGGCUGUGUGAGUUAUUAUGA